Molecule: messenger RNA, 5136 nt
Organism: Daphnia pulex (common water flea)
Lineage: Eukaryota; Metazoa; Arthropoda; Branchiopoda; Diplostraca; Daphniidae
Product: putative ATP-dependent RNA helicase TDRD12
Exons: 17
Coding region: 93-4871 (1592 amino acids)
Biological process (GO): transposable element silencing; germ-line stem cell division
Molecular function (GO): ATP binding; nucleic acid binding
Source: RefSeq, a predicted model, not a curated record
AAGUUAAAAUAAUUCGACGUAAAAUAAAUCAUUGUUAAAUUAUGCUCAUCGAUUGGCAAAUGGCAAUAUCUCAUUCCUCUCACUAAAAAAAAAUGCAAUGCAGAAAGCAGAAAUCGUAUGCGCUGAUGCAGGAGGAGAAGGAUUUUGCAGACUUCACAAACGGCCCUUUGUUAGGACGUUUCGACGCUGUUGGUUUCUCUGACUACACGAGGUAUUACGAGAAAAGUAAGCGAGAUAAAGAGGCACGUUUAUUGGCUGAAGAAGUACAAAGAAUGUCAUUUCGGAGAGAUGAACCACCAACCGUUUGCCAAAAACCUUUUCAGUGGCCGAAAGAAAAUAUUAAAAUACCAUUGCCAACUCAAGAAACCGCUACAUCAUCUACUUUGAAUCCAUCAAUGAAUUCAGAAUUUAGUUUUGCGAGGGGCAGAAGUAUUGCAGCCAUAAAAGAACAUUUUAAUUCACACCAAUCUAGGAAGCCUUCUGCAGAAUUGUUGAAACAAUUUACAACAAAUAGUAAUUCAUCUUCUCUUAGAGCAAAUUCUUUGCCACAUUCAAGAUUUAAUUUCAAUACUCCUGAUGAAUAUGCUGAUUAUCCCUCAAUGCUAAAUACCAAUCUGAAUUCUCAGUAUCAUGUUCAGCAGCCAAUAUCCAAGAACCAAGACCCAAAGAAAACAGUAGGACAAGAAAACAAGAAAACAAACAAUGACACGUCUGAAAACGUGGCUUCAAAGCCUAUGCCAAUGUCAUUUUUACCUGCUGGUAUGCUAACUUCAGCCAAACCAAUGGAACGUCUAAGGAACUACACUCGAAAGGAAGAAAAACUCAGAAGACCAGUUGCAGAGAGUAUCAAGCAGUGCGACAGAUCACAACCUGCUCAGGGUUUGCCAAAUUUCUUUUCAACAGAAAAAGUGAAUUUGAUCAGGGAGGUACCUUCAGAUAGUCAGAAAUCUCAGCCUAGCCCACCUGUUGCUGCUAGUGGUUCAGUUUUGUAUAUUUUGAAAAUGAAUCGCCGGGCAUUACUCUUGAAGAGCGCUCUUGAACGAUCUAAAUCUAAAUGUUUGAAAAAAGAAGUGAUUGAAAAAAGCUGUUUUCCACACUUGCCGACCAUAUCUCCCUCAAACGAUAUCUCCCAACAGAUUCCGCCAAUUCAUGAAAACGACGACAUGACAGAAUUGUUGCAAUUGGCAUCGGCUUCUACUGAAAUCAAGUCAUCCUCUUCCUUUAUUAAAGAAAAUGUACCUAAUAUGCUAAAACUUUCUAAACUAGCAGAGUUAAUAGAAGAAGGUCGCGUGCUUGUUCGUUCUGAUGUUCCCCAUUCAUCAACGCAUAACUUCAAGGAUUUCCCUUUUGAUAUAAGGAUUCAUGAAGUGCUUAACUCCAUGUCUUUUGAGAAACCAAAGACCAUACAAGCCUAUGUGUGGGAAGCAAUCUUGCGUGGUCACAAUGUGGCUUUUGUCGCCGGAGCAAGAGGAGGAAAAACUUUAGGCUACCUGAUACCUAUACUGAAUAAUUUGAUGGACCUGAGUGAAUACAGCGAUGUGCCAAUCGGCUGUUCGCCUUUGGUUGUUGUCAUUUGCUCUUCAUGGGAAAAUGCCGAGUUGGUCCAAUUUUAUUGCUCUCGCAUUAUGAAGAAAAAUUCGGAUUUCCGUUCCGCUGUUUUUACUGAUGCUACCGAACGAUCACUGAAAGUGGCUCUGCCUUAUUUAAUCAAUGGAGUGACUUUGCUUGCCGCCACGGCACCUGCGCUCAAUUUGCUGUUAACAAAAGCUAAAGAUAUCAUUAGUUUUGAUAGAUGCUGUCACCUUGUGUUUGACGAUGCUGACGUCGUGCUUAAAGAACAUGGAGAAUCUACAAAAAAACUGUUUAAUUUUUAUCAAGAAUCUGUUCAACGGGCAACCAUGGGAAAUAACUUUAUUCCUCGACAGAUUGUGGCCUGUGCUAACCAUUGGACAAAAGGAAUGGAAGAAAUCUCUAGUAAAGUUUUGAAAAACCCCUCAAUUUUUAUAUCUUCGUGUAUGGAGGCUGCUAUUUAUGGAGGAAUGAAACUCGAUGUUCGCCGUGGAACCCCUGAAGAAAUGGACCGCGAUCUGUUGGAAAUUGUCCAAUCAAAACGAUUCAGUCGGACCAUUAUCUUUUGUCGUGGAUCUGCCGAAGUCUUCAAAGUUGAACAAAUGCUGUCAGAGAUUGGCGCGACACCCAUCUUAGCUCACAAUCAAUCUAUCGUGUCCGAUUUAGAUUUUACAACCGAAAGGUGGAACCAUGCUCAGCCUGGUUCUGCUAUUCUAAUGUGCACAGACGAUGUUUUAGAGCGAUUGAACAUAAAAAAUGCACAAACUCUAAUUCACUACUUUAUACCACACCAUUCCAAGUACGAUUUUAGUUACCGCCUGUCAUUCGCUAUGGAUAACUUCCACUUGAGAGCUUCGGAAGCUGAUAGACCAGAAACUCAUCUGCUUAUUACAAAAGAGUUUAAUAACUCUCUUCUGACGAUCGUACGUUUAAUGCAGCGCUUUGGGCACGUUGUUCCUGACGAGCUAGCAACUGAAGCUAUACUUUCUUUCUGCGGUAAAGAAGUUCGAAAAAGAAGUCUUCCUUUGUGUGAAACUCUCAAGGCAUUUGGAUUCUGUCGAAAUAUGAAGCUUUGUGGACUCCGUCACGUUAUUCUGUCAACUUUGGACCAACCUGUUGUUCCACAGAACGGCAUUGUUCGUAUUCGGAUUACAGCUGUCCGCACUGCAACACAAUACUACGCUCGGAUUUUGAAGCAUCGAAACGAAAAAAAUCAAGUGAUCGAUAUGAGUGGAUCGCAUUUUGAAGUCAGUGCUCAGUUACGAAAUCAUUUUCGUGAUGAGGCACAGCGAAAGAACUCAGUUGAUGGAAAUAAAGUUGAAAUUGGAAAUAUUUACGCUCAUCGAACCACUGACAACCUUUAUGAACGUGUUCGCGUUGAAUCUAUACUUGAAAGAGAUCACCAAGGAAUUCCGAUUGAAGUCACUGUAAUUUCUAUUGAUCAAGGUUGUGUAAUGUCAUCCUUCGUCAAAGAUCUGUAUGAAAUUCCAGACGAUUUAAAGAAUUUGGCUCCAGAAGCUAUUGAAGUUUUUCUAGUAGGAGCUAAGCCAUUUGAUCGUAACUCAAAUUGGAGCCGUUACUCAGUUGAUUUUGUUCGGGAAAAACUGAUGAGUAAAGAGUUGGAAGGCCGAAUUGUAUUGGCUUUGUCAUUCACUUUAUGGCUAGACCCAUUACAUGAGAGAAAGCGACUGGAUGGCGUGAAUUCCUCUGUUGUUGUGACGGACAUUCUUAAAGAUCUUUUGACAGCAGAGUUGGCAGACAACAACGAGGAGCAUUUGGUAAAGCUGUAUCACUUGUGCGAGACUGGAGGUAUUGAAUUACCGAAUUAUAGCUUUGGAUUGGCUAAAAAUAAAAGCGCAAAUCCUAUCGAACCGUCGUAUGCGUUCCUCCCAAUGAAUGAAGAAACGCAAGUUGAGUUAGUCACCACUGAUUCUCCACACCAGUUUUAUGUUACAAUCAAUAAAUUCCAGGAUACCUUGAGGUCUCUGGAAGCUGAUAUCAAGAAACAAAUAUCUAAAUGCAAAAAUGUGACAUAUGAAGAUGCGCAACUGGGAAGUUUUUGUCUCGUGGAAUCCCCUUCAGAACCUGGAUCGUGGUGCCGGUGCUGCAUAAAGAAGAAAAUAGUUGAAGAUGACGUGUGGAAAUUCCAAGUCUUGUUCGUAGACUAUGGAGAUCAUACAAAAGUUCCUCUAAAUGCAAUGAAAAGUUUACCUAAUCAGUUCAUCAGCCGUUUACCAUUUCAAGCUAUUGCUUGUUCAUUGUAUGGUGUUGGACCCAAGAAUGACAGCGGUGGAUGGACGGAAGAAGACAUUUGUUUUUUCACAUCACUCACGCGAGCCUCCGAUGGAUUUAUGCAUGUGUGGCAUGCCCAGACGAAGUUCAAGGAAGCAGUCAAGGAUGAAGUGACAAAUGGCUCGCACUAUCAUGUCACUCUCUUGAAUCGAGAAGAAAAAGAAAUACCCAGUCUAGCACAACAAAUGAUCUCGAAAAAUUACGCCAUUUCCCUGGAAAAUGAAGAAGACUUUCGUGCAAUCGUACGUAGUUCAGCUACGUUGAUGAAAGACAUUGAAGAGAAAGAAUUGAAGGAUAGAGCUUGUGAAUCACUGCAGCAGUUGGAAUAUGAAGAGGAAUUGAAAUUUGAUGUUUCACCUGGUUGGAUUGAACUGUUCCCAAAAUGCCCGGAGAAUAACGAGAUCCAAGCAAUUUCGACUUCCUGCUCCUCCAACACUGAUUCUUCAGGAACUAUUUCAACGUCGAAAAAGAUGCCUACAUUUCAGCAGACUGUUGGUCGGGAUCAUAAUUUAGCUCUUAUUGACCACACAUUACCUCUAAAAGAAAAUUCGAGUCGAUUUCCUACCACUAAAUGGGCACAAAGUGAACAGGAUGUCAUAAUUACGUUUUUCGUCGAUCACGUUAAAGAAUAUAGUCUUGAGCUUACGGAAAACCAUUUGAGCUUCGUGACUGAUGUAAAUGGUUUAAGAUAUGAAUUAAACACAAGCACAUAUGGUUAUAUCAUUCCGGAAAUAAGUUGCCAUUCCCUUGUUGGUUGCGGGGUUAAAGUAACGCUCCGUAAGCAAGAAAUAGGCGCAAUGUGGACCCGAUUUAUCCAUUCCCCAUUAAAUCAACCUUGGCUAACUCGCGACUUCAGUUAUUGGUUGGACAAUAAUGUUUCCGAUGAUGAAGAAAAAUUAGAGCCAAUUGUGGAUCCAAAAUACGCAUUCGACGAAAACCAAUCUGAAUCAUCAUCAAGCGGUUCAGAUGAAGAGUGUUGUGAUGAAAAGUGGCUAGGUGAAGAUGAUUGAGAACGACUGCUUGGAACGGUCAUACGACAAUCUAGUUUCGAAGAUACUCUAUAAUUUUGUUCGCUCCAUCUGAUAUUAGAGGUUUCCAAGGGUAACCCUUUUGUAUUCAUGCAUUUGAAUUGUGUUAGAAGAGCCUUGAGGUAUCAUACAGCUAAUUUUUUUUCUAUCUUCAGUCGUUUGUGAUUUGAUGCUGCGCCCUACGUUUUCCCUCGACUGUAUGGCUAGAUCAUCUUUCCUACUACAAUAAAAUCCAUUUUACUACAUA